AUUUUUGAAUUUAUAAUUACAUAGUUUGUGUUUUAAUUAUUUUUAUAAUUGUAGGUUUAAUUAAUCUAACUAUUAAUAAUGACAAUUGAUUUAUAUUAUAACCGAUUCAGUGGUCCAGUGCGGGCCGUGUGGAUGACAGUCAGGCAAUUAAAACUUGACGUUAACUUCAAGCCAAUUGACCUAGCUGUUGGCGAACAAUUAAAACCAGAGUUUCUCGCUUUAAAUCCCUUGCAUAAAGUGCCCACUUUAGUGGACGACGGGUUCGCUCUAUGGGAGAGUCGGGCAAUAAUGCAAUACCUGUGCAACCGAUACGCGCCGGACAGCACUCUCUACCCGAAGGACCCGAAACAGCGCGCUCUAGUGGACAGAUCUCUCAACUUUGACCUCACAUUUUUUAACCAGAUCAUAGAUGUUUUUACACCCAUAUUUUCAGGAAACCAACCUUCGGCCGAUAAAGUAACCUCGUUUAAUAAUAGUCUCAAAAAUUUGGAUCAAGUGCUAAUUAAGCAAAAUAAGUAUCUCGUUGGCGACCAGUUGACUCUGGCCGAUUUGUCGCUACUGGCGUGUUGGGUAUAUGAAAAU
Molecule: messenger RNA, 582 nt
Organism: Medioppia subpectinata
Lineage: Eukaryota; Metazoa; Arthropoda; Arachnida; Sarcoptiformes; Oppiidae
Source: the annotation of a GenBank genome assembly